AUGACGACAUUUCAGCGCCGAGUCGCCGAAUGGCUGCCUCCGUCCCUGAAGUGGGCGACGCUGCGGGUUCCUCAGUGGUCCCCUAAGACGGUCGCUCCGGACCCCACAAGGCAGGCUGCCAUGGCGUUCCCCCACCUGCAGCAGCCCAGCUUCCUGCUGGCCAGCCUGAAAGCCGACUCUAUAAACAAGCCUUUUGCACAGCGCUGCCAAGACUUGGUUAAAGUCAUCGAGGACUUUCCAGCAAAGGAGCUGCACACUGUGUUCCCGUGGCUGGUCGAGAGCGUUUUCGGCAGCCUGGACGGCGUCCUGCCCGGCUGGAACCUGCGCUGCCUGCAGGGCCGCGUGAGCCCCGUGGAGCACAGCGUCGCCUUGGAGUUCCUGGACCCUGGAGGCCCAAUGAUGAAACUGGUGUAUAAACUUCAGGCCGAAGACUAUAAGUUUGAUUUUCCUGUCUCCUACCUGCCCGGGCCCGUGAAGGCGUCCAUCCAGGAGCGCGCGCUUCCCGACAGCCCCUUGUACCACAACAAGGUGCAGCUGCCGCCCGCCGGAGGCCUCGGCCUGUACCUGGCCCUCAACCCCUUCGAGUACUACAUGUUCUUCUUUGCCUUGAGCCUCAUCACUCAGAAGCCGCCCCCUGGGGCCCUGCACUUCCGCACCUCCGACUGCGCCUACUUCAUCCUGGUGGACAGGUACCUGGCCUGGUUCCUGCCCACGGAAGGCAGCGUGCUGCCCCCCCUCUCCUCCAGCCCAGGGGGGCCCAGCCCCGCGCCAGCUCCCAGGACACCGGCCGUGCCCUUUGCCUCCUACGGCUUGCACCACACCAGCCUCUUGAAGCGGCACGUCUCCCACCAGACGUCGGUGAACGCGGACCCCGCCUCCCAUGAGAUCUGGCGGUCGGAGACGCUGCUCCAGGUGUUUGUGGAAAUGUGGCUCCAUCAUUACUCUUUGGAGAUGUACCAGAAGAUGCAGUCCCCUCACGCCAAGCUGGAGGUCCUGCACUACCGGCUCAGCGUCUGCAGCGCCCUCCACAGCCCUGCCCACCCCAGCCUCCAGGCCCUCCACGCCCACCAAGAGUCCUUCAUGCCCACGGAGGAGCACGUGCUGGUUGUGCGGCUGCUGCUGAAGCACCUACACGCCUUCGCCAACAGCCUGCGGCCUGAGCAGGCCCCGCCUUCCGCCCACUCGCACGCUGCCAGCCCCCUGGAGGAGUUCAAGAGGGCCGCCGUCCCAAGGUUCGUCCAGCAGAAGCUGUACCUCUUCCUGCAGCACUGCUUUGGCCACUGGCCCCUGGACGCGUCCUUCAGAGCUGUGCUGGAGAUGUGGUUGAGCUACCUGCAGCCCUGGAGGUACGCGCCCGAGAGGCAGGCCCCGGGCAGUGACUGCCAGGCCCGCAGUGUGUCGGAGAGAUGGGCGCCCUUCGUGCAGGAGAACCUGCUCAUCUACACCAAGCUCUUCCUGGGCUUCCUGAGCCGUGCGCUGCGCACAGACCUCGUCAGCCCCAAGAACGCGCUCAUGGUGUUCCGCGUGGCCAAGGUCUUCGCACAGCCCAACCUGGCCGAGAUGAUCCAGCGGGGCGAGCAGCUGUUCCUGGAGCCCGAGCUCGGCAUCCCGCAGCGGCAGCACCGGCUCUUCACGGCACCCUCCUUCACCGGCAGCUUCCUGUCGUCGUGGCCGCCGGCCGUCACUGACGCCUCCUUCAAGGUGAAGAGCCACGUGUACAGCCUGGAGGGCCAGGACUGCAAGUACACCCCGAUGUUUGGGCCCGAGGUCCGGGCGCUGGUCCUGCGUCUGGCGCAGCUCAUCACGCAGGCCAAGCAGACGGCCAAGUCCCUCUCGGACCAGUGCGGGGAGAGCGCGGCCGGCCGCCCCUUCCUGUCCUGGCUGGGCUUCUACCCCGCGGACACCAACGGCUCCUACUCGGGCAACGACCUGGACGAGAUGGGGCAGGACAGCGUCCGCAAGACGGACGAGUACCUGGAGAAGGCGCUGGAGUACCUGUGCCAGGUGUUCCGGCUCAGCGAGGCGCAGCUCGCCCAGCUGACGCUGGCCCUGGGGACAACGCAGGACGAGAACGGGAAGAAGCAGCUCCCGGACUGCAUCGUGGGCGAGGACGGGCUCAUCCUCACACCCCUGGGCCGCUACCAGAUCAUCAGCGGGCUGCGGCGCUUCGACAUCGAGUACCAGGGCGACUGGGAGCUGCAGCCCAUCCGGAGUUAUGAGAUUGCCAGCCUGGUCCGCGCGCUCUUCCAGCUGUCUUCCACCAUCAACCGCAGGUUCGCAGGCCAGAUGGUGGCGCUGUGCUCGCGGGCCGACUUCCUGGGCAGCUUUUGCCGCUACCACCUCUUGGAGCCCGGGCUGUCGGGCCGGCGCCUGCUGAGCCCCGUGGGGCGGGGCCACGCCGCCAACCGCGCGCGAGGGCCGCGGCUCAGCCUGCGCUUCCUGGGCAGCUACCGGACACUGCUGUCGCUGCUGCUGGCCUUCUCCGUGGCCUCGCUCUUCUGCGUGGGGCCCCUGCUCUGCGCCCUGCUCAUCGUGCUGGCCUACGUCCUCUACGCCGUGGCCAUGACGCUGCUGACCGAGCGCGGCAAGCUGCACCAGCUCUGA
Messenger RNA from Rangifer tarandus platyrhynchus (Svalbard reindeer), 2604 nucleotides. The record is from the annotation of a GenBank genome assembly. Lineage: Eukaryota; Metazoa; Chordata; Mammalia; Artiodactyla; Cervidae.